AUGCACAGGCGAGAGCAACCAGCAGGUGCUGGCGCAGGCCAGGGAUCUCAGAGGCCAGAGCCUCAAAAUGAACACCGCACUGUGAGUCCAGCAACACAGACGGCGCGCUUACAACCAGAUGAGAUGCUUUUGGAUCAUUUUGGAGACUUCAACAAUGCGUCGCUGUUUGAUGGCUUUGAACAACGCGACCCUGUUGUUUCCCCACCUCGAGACUCGCCGCCCCACGCUCGUACCAGGACCAACGAAGCUGUAACUUUACCGGAUCCGCUCAUGGAGCCUUUGGACAGUGCUUCUGCGUCUUGCUGUCGGGAUGGCAUUGACAGUGGCACUCUGAUUAGACAAGCCACUUCAAUUGUGCUGUGUGCGCGAGAAAAACAUCAUCUUUCACAGACUGGCGUAAAUGAUGUGGUGGCUGCAAUACAGGAGUAUCAAGGUGUCUUCGGCUGUUUACGCGCAACCCUGCAGGCCCAUUCAUCUUUCACCCGGGCACGCGCCAAGGUCAAUGAGCCGCGGCGCCGGAGCGAAACCAGGCCUGACACGGAGAGAGAGCGCGGGAGGAGUAGUUUGGAUCGCUUUACGUCAAACUCACUGAGGGCCGUGGUUGCAGGGGGCGCGGUAAUGGUGUUCAAUGAAGCCAGGAAAGAGGCGGGCGGUUUCGCAGUUUGUGGAGGAAUUAGGGAGUAA
Molecule: messenger RNA, 684 nt
Organism: Knipowitschia caucasica
Lineage: Eukaryota; Metazoa; Chordata; Actinopteri; Gobiiformes; Gobiidae
Source: the annotation of a GenBank genome assembly